Molecule: messenger RNA, 1402 nt
Organism: Apodemus sylvaticus (European woodmouse)
Lineage: Eukaryota; Metazoa; Chordata; Mammalia; Rodentia; Muridae
Gene: Tsbp1
Product: testis expressed basic protein 1
Exons: 13
Coding region: 1-1191 (396 amino acids)
Source: RefSeq, a predicted model, not a curated record
AUGGCAGAUCUCGAAAUAGUUUUGGCUGUCAUCCUAACUGUAUUGGCCCUUGCUAUUCUGGCUAUUCUGUUAGCAAGAUGGACACGGCGUAGAAGCGAGGCGCGGGUCUCCAGAUAUACUUCAGAACAGAGUAUUUCCAGUGGGAGACACAAACGAGGUAAACAGUUUGGUUUCCUAUGGUGCACUGAUGUUGUAAACAAUGAGAAGUCUCAUUGUGUCUCCUUUCCUUUAGGAUCCCGAUGCUCGUUUUCAUCAGAUAGCGAACUGUCUCAAAAAACCUUCCUGCAAACUCCUGGACCUAUUGUGCAAUGUAUGGAUUCCAGUGUUGGUGCCAGUGCCCAGGAAGGAAUGAGCAUGCUGCCACACUGUAACCCAGUAGUAGAGAGCCGAUGGAUCCAACGGAACCAAGUAGUAAUCCACUUCUCUAAUUGCCUUUCAGCUGGGAUGCCGAUGGACAUAUGUUGUCAACCUGCGCUGAAGCCUAGCUGUUGUCAACAGCUGCAAAUCAAGCCUAGCUGUGAGUUCCGCUGGAUAUCCUCCUGUUCUCCUUCAUUAUUCUCUGAGUCCACCCUGUCCAUUUCUACACUGUGUGCAGACACACAAGACUUUGCUGUGUACUCAGUUCUGUCCCCAGGUUGCAAAGGCCAGAUGAGACAUGGAGGGAGUGUCACCUUCCAGGAUGAGUGCGGGAACGCCAUCCCCAUAAAGUGCUGUAAGGAGCGCAGACGGUGCCAGUGCCAGUACUGCUGCAUGGGCCACCAGCAGCGGCAGCCCAUGUGGUGUGAAGAGCCGGCUCCUUCCUCUUCUCAGCAGCAGCAGCAGCCUCCACGAAGACAAGACUCUCAAGUAAGGCUUGACCAAAGAAGUGAAAGUGAACAUAAAGCCCAGACCAUAUGUUAUGAAGAGCCAUUCCUUUUCAGAAGGCUGGAGUCCCUGAUAAGGAGGAACCAAGAAGGGAUAGUAAUAAAGCAGAAUGAGGGCGGCUUUCUGAUAAAGAGGGCCGAGGACUACGUGUCAGAACGCAGAAAGAAGCGAAAGUCAUCCAAGAGGGCAUCAGAAAACCUAGGAACCGACUCUGACUCAAGUGCACCGAAAACCACAGAGGAAUCUCACCACGCUCACGAAGAAGGAGAAGAGAGGAAACACAAGAGAGAAAAGAAGAAAAAGAGGAAAAAAGACAAAGACGGCUGAGAAAGGGGAAGGAGGCUAGGGCACAACAUGGCCUCCGAUGUGAUCUCCCAUCAGAUACAAGCGACACCUCCCCUCACCCCGGUGCACCAUGGUUACAAAGCCCAGCCCUGUAGACAUCUCCAUUUUCUGCUGUUCUGACGUUUGCCCUUAUUACGCCUUCUUGCCGCAAUCUUCAUCUUCCAAUGUUUGCUUUAUUCGACAGAACAUAUAA